Messenger RNA from Lycium barbarum (goji berry), 588 nucleotides. Its product is annotated as ras-related protein RABC2a-like. The record is from RefSeq and is a predicted model, not a curated record. NCBI's taxonomy places the organism in Eukaryota, Viridiplantae, Streptophyta, Magnoliopsida, Solanales, Solanaceae. Gene Ontology annotation, molecular function: GTP binding; GTPase activity. The transcript is spliced from 6 exons. Bases 1 to 588 code for a protein of 195 amino acids.
AUGGUGUAUGAUGUAACAAGGCGAGAGACGUUUACGAACUUAUCAGAAACUUGGGCGAAGGAUAUAAAGUUUUACUCCACGAAUCGUGAGUGUAUCAAGAUGCUAGUUGGGAACAAAGUUGAUAGGGAGAGUGAAAGGGCGGUAACUAGAGAAGAAGGCCUGGCAUUUGCAAAGGAGCACAACUGUUUAUUUCUUGAAUGUAGUGCUAGGACACGAGAAAAUGUGCAGCUGUGUUUUAAAGAUCUCACACUGAAGAUAAUGGAUGUACCAAGUCUAGUGGAGAAAGGUUCUGCAGUAGUGAAGAACCAAAUCUUGAAACAGAAGGAAAUUCACAAAUCUCAACAUAGUGGAAACUCAGUGAGGACAUCUCGUGGCGAUACUCGUUACGUGGAUGAUGUGCAGUUGAACGACAAGUUCAUCGUACAAUCAAGUGAAGUUGAUCUUGAUCACGAAAUCGAAAGAACAUUUAACCGACAGAGAAAAAUGGCUAAUGAAUCAGCAAGACUUGCUCUUGAACAGGCAGAAAGGGAUAGAGCCAGAAACGGCGAUGAACAGGGUGAAAGAGCAGCUGCUAGGGCACAAGAAUAA